AUGACCACAAGAUGUAACAACAGCAGUUCACCCACUGAAGACCGACAAGAAAUACUAUCCAUCCGGAGGAGUUUGAGUAAAGGGAACUCACUGAAACUACCCCAAAUGGAGCUAGAAGAAGAGACGGUCGAACCCAGGGACCUCUCCCAAAAAAACAGGAGGGGGGUCAUAGUCCGUCUCAUGAUAGAGGAAUUGAGUAGAAUCUGUGGGAGAUCAGCUAACGGAUGGACGACAAGUCAGGCCAGCUCACUCAAAACCUAUGAGGGAGCCAGAGUAGAUAUCCACUGGAAUCAAGUCAUCUCAUCAAAAAAAACAGAGACACAAGGAAGCCUCCCCCAAAGCAUAAGCAAGCAAACGACAACAAAGAAGAGGCUUCAAAAUAAGAUGAUGAAUAUCCGCCAAAAAAUAAAUGAGACUAGUUGGUCAGUCUUGAAAGAAAAUAAAUGA
Molecule: messenger RNA, 447 nt
Organism: Plasmodium inui San Antonio 1
Lineage: Eukaryota; Apicomplexa; Aconoidasida; Haemosporida; Plasmodiidae
Exons: 3
Coding region: 1-447 (148 amino acids)
Source: RefSeq, a predicted model, not a curated record